This is a messenger RNA of Meloidogyne enterolobii, 1832 nucleotides long. Lineage: Eukaryota; Metazoa; Nematoda; Chromadorea; Rhabditida; Meloidogynidae. The record is from the annotation of a GenBank genome assembly.
AUGGAGAAAACUCCCAAUAAUUCAAAUUCUUCUAAUAUUAAUUCACAACAAAAUAAGCCUAAUUUGUGUAAUAAAUACAAAAGAUAUGAGCAAUCAAUGAUGGUGCAGGCUACAGCACUUAUUAUCGAUAAUAUUGGGUUUUCAACGGCCAAUGGUUCCGUGAUGAAUAUACUUUCUUGGUUGCUUAGAACGUACUUUGAGAAAUUAUGCAGAGAUUCUGGUUCUUUGGCUGAAUUUGCUGGUCGAGAUUUUGUAACUCUUGAUGAUGUUUCCAGAAUGUUUAAUCGUCAUUCGAUAGAUUUGCGGGAUCUUCAUGAUUAUCUUCAACAAGUAGGCAGUUUUCAUCUUCCUGAGCAGCCUCCUUUAUUUCCUUUGCCGCUGUCUUCCUAUAAAGCAAUAGUUGAGAAGCAGGAAUUAGAUCAGAAGGAAGAAGAGGUUACAGAUAAAGCUGAUAUAAACGAGAAAAUACAUGUAAAUGAUGAUGAUAAUGAACAACAAGAUGAUGUCAAACAGGAUCACAGAGGUACUCAACGAUUUGCUCAGAAAGCCUUCCCUAACUUUUUUGGAGCUUAUGCUCCUGAUCUUGGCAUCACUGUUAAGAAAUUUAUUCCACCAUUGGUAGAGAUUAGUUUAGAGGCAGAUUUUUCCAGAAAUCCUCAAGUAGCAAACACUUCAUUUACGAUUGUACGACAAGACUUUUUCUCUGUUCCUUGUUUAAGUCUGAAAGGUGUCCCUGAAUCUGAACGUCAUAAAGAGAAAAAAAGGCGAAAAAAAGAAAAGCGUGAGCAACAGCAACUCGAAGAGGAAAAACAAAAAAUCGAAGAAGAGAAGAGAUUACAAUUGGAAAGAGAAAAAAUACUGGAAGCUGAAAGGAUUCAAGCUGAAGCAAAGUCAGCUGAACAGCAGUUAAAAGUUCCAAAAAUAAAAAUACGUUUUGGUCCAGGCCUUUCCACUACUACUUCACAAACUACUCCAUUAUCCGAGCCACAACAAACACAACAACGUCAAAUGUUGAUCUCUCCACCUCUUGUAACUUCAAUUGAUAAACCAAAAUUAAAUGCUCCUCAACCCUUAACAAAAAUUGAUAAACAAGUACAUCCUUCAACAUCGAAAAUUCCUACAUCUGAUGCCUCAAUAACCAAAAAAUCCUCGCCACCUGUUGAAGAAAUAAUUUUUGUCGAAGAAAAACAACAAUCUACUCCCGUUGCAAAAACACCACCAGGCCUUGAGGAAAUUAAAAAAGGAGCUAAAAAGCGAAAGAAAUCGCCAAAAAGAGCUGUUCCUGUAGUAAUGGAGCCAGUCGAAGAGUUGUUUAUUACAUCACCAAUACAAGUCCAGACAUCUACAAAGGAUGCGACGCCAAAAAAGGAAGAAGCCGUCAAAUUGCCAGAUACUGAAAAGAACAAAAGAAAAAGAAAAUCACCAAAACGAACAUCGCCGUCACCUCCUCGAAAGACUAUUCGGGCUUCUACCCCAGCAAAAAAGGAGGGAGGCUGUUGACAAAAACACUUCAAAAAUCGCUCCUUUACAAAGUGUUGAGAAAAAAGUCCCGAACCCGGUGCCACCUAAAUUGCCGACUGAAAUACUUACAAAAUCAGUGCCUUCUGUAAAUUCAUCAAGUUCAGAUGAUUCUAAAAUCUCGAUUAACUCAAAGGAACCCCCAGCAACUUCAAAACGGAGCAGAAAAAGUGAAAAACCAACAAGAGUUGUUCCUUUAAUCGUAUCAGAUAAAUCAACUUCAGAAGCAGCUCCUUCACCAGCGCCUUCACCUAUUCCUUCAAAAGCGUUGGAAACUGUUUUGGAACCUUCCAAAAAGAAGGAGAAACCUUUAG